CUCAGCCAGACAGGACAAAGAUUUGGGUUAAGCUAUACAGUACAUUUUAAAGAUAAAUGCAUUUAAUGAAUGAAUGAGUUAUUCUUGUUUGCUAUGAUCAGUCUUUAAAAUAGCACCGCCUUAAUUUUUUUUAUAUAUUAUUGAACCUAUUUCCCUUUAUAAGUUUGUUAUAAAAAAAAGUAACAUUCAGUGUGCUUUAUGCUUUUUUAUAAAUGGGUGCAAAUAACAUACACUCCUCUAUAAGAUAACUGUAGAAAAAAUAAUAUUAUGAAUAUUGCGCUUUUUUAAGAUGAUGAAGUACAGAAGCAGAGACUUGUGUCCAGAAAUAAUUCUCAACGUAGAAUUAAAUUAUCUCUCAUUGCACACAGUCUUUAAAUGUCUUGUACAUUAUACUGAUUUCCAUGUGUUGUAACUAAAGGCAGAUACUGUAAAUACAAGCAGGAUAAAUGCAUAUUUACCCUGCAGCAUCUUUAGUCUUCCUUCGUUCAACGUUAUUCUCACUAGAAGUGAAAAAUUGAUUUAACAAUGGGUAAGUUUCACAAAAAUGCUCUCUGUGUAUUCACACUGCUCCAGGGCAGUGAACUGUUUUGCAGAGUAAACUUUAGAGUGGGCAGAAAUGAGCUUCAUACCUGAUCCGGUCAGUUAGAAAUACCAAGGGUUCACUCAAAACAAGGUGCGUCAGCAUUUAGUUAUUAUGCCACCUCUAGCUGGAAUCAGCUUCCAGAAGAGAUCAGAUGUGCUUCAACAGUAAACACUUUUAAAUCUAGAUUAAAAACACAUCUGUUUAACUCUGCAUUUACUGAAUGAGCACUGUGCUGCUUCACACUGACUGCACUUUGAAGGGAUGGUUCACUUUGGAAUGGGGGUUCUGUCAUCGUUUUCUCGUCCUCGUUUUGUUUUGGACCUGUGUGGGUUUCUUUUUUCUGGUGGGCACGGGGGAGGAUAUUUUGGGAGGUGGUGGUGUGACUUCCAUGGUAGGAAUAAUAAAUAAAAAAAUAUAUGAUGGAACUUCUUACCAUCUUUAACAAAAUAUUUUCUUAGUCAUUUAUCCAAAUACUUACAAAAUAUUUUCUCUUCCCUGCUAUGGAGGUCUAUGGUCGCUUGCUGCUGUGUGUUUGCCGUCAUUUCUCGGGCUGUCCUCUUUUGUGUUCGUCGGAGGAGGGGGAUGCGUGCGGGUUUGGAGCAGCGUGGGGAUGGGUGGGUGGUGGCGGAGUUUUUCAUUUUGAAAUGAACCAUGGGAACCAGGAAGCUAUAAAAGCAACCAGCAACGCCAGCUUUAGCUCUUUGUUCCUCAGCAAGCAUGUGUGUGUUUAUCAUGUCUAAAAAAAAGGUUUUAAGGAGUGUGCUUCCCUGUGUCCUCGUUUUAUUAUAAGUGAGGACUUGCAUCUUUUAUGUGUUAUGUGCCUCGGGCACGGUCAUCUCUUAAGAGGGGUGGUUGUGCACAUUAUGAACGGAUGCUGCUCCGCACGUUUCGCUUACGGCUGGCACUCUUUGAGGAUGGUGCUGAGCUGCGUGUUCCUCAGGGUUCAGGUCCCGCUGCUGCUGAGGCAGAGCGGAAGCUGCGAUCAUGGGGAUCACAGCUAGAUCUUGCGGAGGGGCUUGAGACGAGUCUUCCCCUUUCUCAGCCCUCACCCGCGGGAUCUAGUGCCCCUUCUCUGGUUCCGGAAGCCUGUCCUGCGGCUUCUUCCAUCCAGAGCGGGAGCCUGGUCCUGCAUUUUUCAUCAUCUGAGGAAGUCGAUAUUAUGUCUGUGGAUGUGGUGGACGCUGAGGAGCCUUCUCAUUCGUCCCCCGCAUUUGAUGGCUUAUUGGAGGUUGUUACUAACUCUCGCUUGAAAUUAGACUGGCCGAUGAAGACACAGAGCACGCGUCCCCAGAGCAUGUUAGACGAGCGUUUUCUAAAACAAAAACCUCUACCUUCACGGCAGAACAUGCCUUUCUUUUCUGAUCUCAACAGUGAGCUGUCGAUGUCCUGGAAAGCUCCAUAUUCGGCCCGUGUUCAUAUCCCUCACGCCACCAUGUAUUCCAACAUUGUGGGGAUGGGUGAGCAUGGAUAUUUAACGAUGCCCUGGGUGGAGCAGACGCUCGCGAGCUAUCUCUCCCCCGCCGCGGCAUCAUCUUUGAAGUCGCCUUCCCUCCCCACUAAACCGGUUAGAUUGACAUCGUCUUUAGUGGGCAAAGCCUAUACAUUUGCGGGGCAGGCUGGGGCUUUUCUGCAUACUCUAGCUGUCCUGCAGGCGUACCAAGCAGAAAUUCUUAAAGAUUUAGAUGACGAGGCGGGGGGUACGUCAGAUAUAUUUAAAGAGCUUUGUCGAGUCACUGAUGUGUCACUCAGGGCGAUUAAAGAGACUGCGAGAGCCGUGGGUAGAUCGAUGGGAGCUCUCGUAAUGGAACGUCACUUAUGGCUUAACCAAUCCGAGCUUAGAACCUCGGACAGAUCUUUUCUCUUAGAUGCGCCCGUUGCUACAUACUACAGACUACAAAGGCAGCAGAACUGAAUUCUGUUUCAAAUGUAAACAGAGAGUGUUGUGAUAACUAAUCGCAUAUUGGAAAACUGCAAUACUCAUUUUUCGAUAAAAUGCCAUCAAAAUGUGAAUAAAGUGAAAAUAAUACUUUAUUUACACUAAAUUUGUGCUCCUGGUGCUUUCUUGGCCACCAUUUUAUUUUUUCAAACUGGUCUAGGCACACACACGCAUAGAAUUGUGGGACAAGACGAUGGAGGUAUCUCAGGAGACAGGAAGUAACCAAACAUUGGAUUUGGAGGUGCCUUGAUGCCUUCUUGCCUUGGAAUGCUACCUUAGGAGGCAGGAUUUUAGAGCUUUCGGACACAGAGUAGGUUAGGAGCAGAUGCUACCAUCUAUACAUUCUUUGAGAUAGUGUAGUUUGAUAAGGCAUCUCUGAUGUUAAAGACCUUUGUUUUAUUUUAUUUUGUAGGUAGAUUAGAGGGAUUCUACGUAUAGUUAGUAUUUGUUUUAUUUUGUUCUUUUGUUUGGCGCCGCUCGCGUUCCUUCUUUAUUUGUGUGUGUGUGUGUGUGUGUGUGUGUGUGUGUGUGUGUGUGUGUGUGUGUGUGUACUUGUUUUUCUUACUUUGUUGGGCCCAGUGACCGGGAGCACACCAACGGUAUGGGGUCCGAUUACCUAGUGGGGCCCAAAAAUGUGGGCCCCACACAGAUUUUAAUGUUAACUGCCUCAGAAGCCUCUCCUGACAUGUCUCAUGCUUUUUUUUAACUUUCCCCACAAGGUGACAAAUGUUGGUUAUGUAUGUGUAAGUGUGUGUGCUCUCUAGCGCCCCUAUGUGAAAAUGUGGUGUUGCAGGACUCACACACACCAGGAAGUGGGGUAUCGUCUUAUGCCAGUCACAUGACCAAUCAUGAUGGUGUUACAGUUUUUUAUUCCGUAAUGUGCAUUUUUAAAGCACAUGGAACCCUUGGGGCAUUUGUUUUCAUUAUGGAUUAUACAUUAUGGCGCAUUUUAAACCGGAAGUUUAGCGUGGAUCAUGAGAUUGAAUGGGAGGAGCACAUGUAAACAGGGCCAUAAUGUUCAGAAGGAGUAAGGUGAUAAGACCUAUUGAUGAAGCAAAAUCAUGUAUACUCUACGCAAGUGCCAAGCCGGGAUCUGUGGAACGUUUCAUUGAUGACAAAGGGUAUGCAUACAGAGCACGAGGGUCCGCUGUAGACGCAACGCUGGGUUUUUGUAACCGCCAUCACAAAGGAGCCAAAACAGCCGGCUUCUGCAUCAGAGACUAACCUGUCCAUAACACAUCACUCAUCCAAUAAUGACACAAACGGAUGGAGAACCUGAUUUUUUUUAUCUUUUGAUUGACUUCAAUGACAGUGAAAAUUGAAGAUGAGGAUUCCAGAUUACAAUCAGACAUAAGAAGUUCCAAAGAUGAGAGCAGAAAGCAUUUUGGUAUACCUCUGACACUGAUGGAAAAGGGUACCAAAUCUUUCUUUUCCUCUUCAUGAGUGGAAUGAUGAAAGCACAGAUGAGCCUUCUACUAAAAUGGCUUCAGAAAAGCAAAGAAGUUGUUAUUAUCUUGUAAAUGAGCUACUGUCAAAAACACCUGGACAGCAGAUGAAUGUGCUGCAGUUAAAAGACACCAAAGUAAAUUCAUUGUGAAGAAUCAAGUUCCAAUAAGGUAACAUAGACUGUAAUCGCUGCAUUGAUGCAGAAGCUCAAACUUUAGGAAGUCAAAACUGGAAGCCUGUCAAUUUUUCAUAAAAUAAUCACAUUUCUGCCAAGACGAAAAGGACAAUGAACUACAGGUGAAUGCCUUCUCUCUAGCAUUCAUACAGCAUUGAUAUCAGCGGGACAUGUGUUCUAAGAGGUUCAACAAGUUUAGUCUCUUUCUUUUGAUUUGUUUUCAUUGAACAGAAUGUUCAUUUUCGGGUAAAACAAUGUUAUUGUUAUCUUUACAUGCUGAUAAAAAUGUAAAAGGUAAAAUGUGUCGAUUCUUUUAAAAUUGUAUUAUAUAGUAUUCUAUUUAUAGUAUGCCAUGUAAUCGCAAUAAGAGCUAUAGCUGCAAUCAGUGACACUGUGUCUCAAUCCACCUUUACGGAUUGCAGUCGUAUUGCAGAUAUAGCGUGUCAGAUGAGAACUGCCCCUCCUGGGUAAGCAAAGGGUUUUUUUUCUACCGAGGAGUUUUUCAACCUCUUGACCAUAGCCUGCAUGUAGGCUCGCUUUCUGGGAGACUGCUGAUAAUAGUUAAACUUAAAACUUUUGUUUAUACAUUACAGUAAAACUGCUCUCAUUAAUAUGAUUUAAUUCCUAACCCUAGUGGUUUUGUUACCCGUGUUGUUCUUACAUUUUUCUGUGAUAAUAUCUUAACCUAAGAACUUCUUUUGUAAACAGGCUAGUAUAUAGUUUGGAAUUGGACUGUUAUAUGCUACUACUGUUCUACUAAUAAUAGUAAUGAAUACCUCCAUGUACUCCAUCCUAGACCAUGUUCAUUAUACGGCCUUACAGUAGUACUAUUUAUUACAUUACUUAAUAAGAAAUUACUCUAUGUAGCUUCAAAUACUCCAUCCUAGACUUUAUAUUUAAAAACUACCAUGCUUUGUUUUUUUUCCCUUCUCUGCUUUCUUUGUGUUUAAUUCACGUGAAGCAGCUUUGGUACGAUGAACAAUUGUUAAAGCGCUAUAUAAAUAAAGUUCAAUUGAAAAUGUUUUUCAAUUUCAUAUAUUUAGAUUGCUCUUAGUUUUAUACUAAGAAAAACACAAUGUAAAACACGUUUCAUGAUUACAUUACAAAAAGUAAAAGUUUUGUAUCUACCUGUAUGUAUUUGAAAUCUAAAAUGUUGUCCAAUCUCUUUUUUAAGGUGUGUAUGGUUACCAAAAACAUGCUCACUAAAGAAAAAAUGUACUUUAUGCGUGUAUGUGUAAAAUAUAAUUUUUGGCAAGCACCAGUAAAGUAAAGCACAAGUAAAAGGUGGA
Molecule: messenger RNA, 5429 nt
Organism: Paramisgurnus dabryanus
Lineage: Eukaryota; Metazoa; Chordata; Actinopteri; Cypriniformes; Cobitidae
Source: RefSeq, a predicted model, not a curated record